Messenger RNA from Didymodactylos carnosus, 429 nucleotides. The record is from the annotation of a GenBank genome assembly. NCBI's taxonomy places the organism in Eukaryota, Metazoa, Rotifera, Eurotatoria, Philodinida, Philodinidae.
AUGAGCAAUGUUAAAUCAAUUUUUCUUGCUUCAAUAACGAUAACAUUAGAAUUUUUAAAAUUUAUUAAAGAAACAUUUGUUAAUUUAAAUCAAAUGAUUAUAUCAUGGCAUACGUGUACUUUAGAUGAUAAAGUCAUUAAAGCAAAAACAAAAAUUAAAUUAGAUACAAUAAAAAUAUUAAAAUAUUACGGUGCAACAUACGAUUUAGAAUAUAUUGAUUUUUUAUUAUUAACACCAAAUAUUCGACGUUUCAUCGUGGAUGGUUCUGCAAUUCAUGUCAUCAAUGGUUAUACACCAGAAAAUCAACAAGUGGCUUCUAUAUGUGAACAAAUAAGUGAUUUGAAUAUAUUUAGAAAUUAUAGCGAUUGUGAUGAAGAUGAGACAGAAGAAACAUUUCCAAAUGCAAAACGCAGUUCAAAAGAUAUUUAG